Messenger RNA from Didymella exigua CBS 183.55, 963 nucleotides. RefSeq lists its product as uncharacterized. The coding region runs from base 294 to 842 and encodes 182 amino acids. The transcript is spliced from 3 exons. NCBI's taxonomy places the organism in Eukaryota, Fungi, Ascomycota, Dothideomycetes, Pleosporales, Didymellaceae. The record is from RefSeq and is a predicted model, not a curated record.
UCUAGAGACAAUACGAACGUAUGGACCCGCCACAGAGCCUAUUCCGCCUACAGCCUCAUCUCAUUGGACCCGGGGCACUGCAUUCGCACUCAUGAGACAGCGGCAGGCUCUGACCGGUCUUCUCAUUGAGGAUCUUGCUGGCAUGGAUCAAUUAGCCCGAGGCUUGUGGAGAGUUAAUGUUAUGAAGGCUCCCGGAGCUUGAUGGCUAUCUAUUUCACUGCCUCCGGCUUGUGGCCUCUCUUUCAGCUCCAAUUUCAUUUUCUCUCCGAAGCAUUCACGUAGCAGCGCUCAACAUGCAUGGAAAGAUCUUGGCCAGCUCGGCGCUCUUCGCGAGCAGCCUUGCAUCCAUUGUCACGCCGUCAGCUUCUGCGGCAGACCCUACUAUCACUCCUGGCCCCAACUAUGAGCUGUUCAGGAAGCAGAACAAUGAUCGCUUCAUGGGAUGGGUUGAGUUCGACGGCACCUGGACGACUCAAAAUUGUGAAACAGACGUCACCUACUUCCAAAGCGCCGGUCACUGGAGAUGUUGCGCAACAUCCUCUGCGGGUUGCGACAUUCCCAAAGCCUGCGUAAGCGGCAGCCUGAUCUACGAUGGUAGCGUUCUUGGAAGCACUGGGUCAUUGACCUUCCCAUGUACAUCCGUCUACGACGAUCCGUCACUGAGAAGCUUCACUGUCUGCAACACCGCCUACAUGUACCAGAAUGAACAGGAUGCGAGUCCAGAGACCAAUGUGAACUGUGGUGUUAGCAGUGUCAAUUGGUCGUACUACCGCGUCCAGCCAGAAGAAGCGAAAACUACGCCCUACAUCAUCCAGUUCCAGCGCAUCGGCGACGCCAACUGAUGGCACCAGCGAUGGCAAUGCUUCGGUCCCUACAGAAGGGAAGUCGUCAAGCAAAGCAUGGAUUGCCGGUGUCGUCGUCGGUCCACUUGUCGGUCUCGCGCUCAUAGGCUUCCUCGCAUGG